Molecule: messenger RNA, 732 nt
Organism: Chanos chanos (milkfish)
Lineage: Eukaryota; Metazoa; Chordata; Actinopteri; Gonorynchiformes; Chanidae
Gene: tnnt2e
Product: troponin T2e, cardiac
Exons: 11
Coding region: 1-732 (243 amino acids)
Biological process (GO): sarcomere organization; cardiac muscle contraction; regulation of muscle contraction
Cellular component (GO): troponin complex
Molecular function (GO): tropomyosin binding; troponin C binding; troponin I binding
Source: RefSeq, a predicted model, not a curated record
AUGGCUGACACAGAAGAAGUUGUGGAGGAAGAAGUUCCAGCAGAGGAAGAUGAGACAAAGCCUAAGCCAAAGAUGUUCAUGCCGAACAUUGCUGCCCCGAAGAUCCCGGAGGGAGAGAAAGUGGACUUUGAUGACAUCCACAGGAAGAGGCAGGAGAAAGACUUGGCUGAGUUGCAGUCCCUGAUAGAGGCUCAUUUCAUUCAGAGGAAGAAAGAUGAGGAAGAGCUUAUUGCUUUGGUCAACAGGAUUGAGAAGCGCCGCGCAGAAAGGGCAGAACAGCAGAGGAUCCGUGCAGAGAAAGAGAAGGAGAGACAAGCCCGUCUGGCGGAAGAGAAGGAGAGAAGAGAGCAAGAAGAGCAGCGCAAGAAACAGGAUGAGGAUGCCAAGAAGAAGAAAGCUCUCACCAACAUGACUCACCAGUACGGAGGAAUCCAACAGAAGAGCGAGGGGCGAAAAGGGGCUAAGAAACAGACUGAGAGAGAGAAGAAGAGGAAGAUCCUAGCAGAGAGGAGAAAGCCACUCAACAUCGAUCAUCUGAAUGAGGAAAAACUAAAAGAGAAGGCCAGCGAGCUGUGGACAUGGAUGAUGCAGCUGGAGGCUGAGAAGUUUGAUCUGACAGAGAAACUGAAGAGACAGAAAUAUGACAUGAAUGUACUCCAGACCAGAAUCAAUGAGCAGCAAAAGUUUGCCAAAGGUCGUGGCAAGGGCAAGGUUGGUGGGAGGCUGAGGUAA